Molecule: messenger RNA, 8295 nt
Organism: Zeugodacus cucurbitae (melon fly)
Lineage: Eukaryota; Metazoa; Arthropoda; Insecta; Diptera; Tephritidae
Gene: Gapvd1
Product: receptor-mediated endocytosis protein 6 homolog
Exons: 11
Coding region: 1762-7395 (1877 amino acids)
Biological process (GO): vesicle-mediated transport; regulation of GTPase activity
Cellular component (GO): cytosol; endocytic vesicle
Molecular function (GO): guanyl-nucleotide exchange factor activity; small GTPase binding
Source: RefSeq, a predicted model, not a curated record
UUUUGUUACAAGGAAUACAUAUUAAUUAUAUUUUUUGAUUGUUCUAAACGAAAUUACAAGUGUGUCACCAGUCAUAAAUAUAUUCGCGCAUUAAUUCUCGCUAGAAGUUUUGCCGUUUUCAUCUACAUACGUACUCCUGUUUGUAAAGAUUUAUGUUUGUACUAGGUUAGAACUCCAUUUAUUUUCUAAAAAACUACACGAAUAAUUAAUACAAAUGGUUAUAUACAAUAUUUAAAUAUGUAUUGAUAUCUCCUUUGUCUUUGUAUUAUAGAUAAUUUAAAGUCACGAAACGGCGUGAAAACAAAUAGUUUGUUGACAAAUGAGUCGUUUCUAUAAUUACUCAUAUUCUUGGUAUUAGUAAAAUAGCUCGUUAUUCUUAGAGAAUAUGGUGCUAUCUGCAUGACUUUACUUAAAUGCAACUUUUGGUCUGCAAUGAUGUAAAAUUAGCAAAAAGAAACUCUCACUCACUUAUAUGCAAGUAAUUUGUAUUUAUAUAUUCAUAUACACAACGAAAUAAUAACGGGUUUUAACGUCAUUUAUCAACGACCUUGUAAAUAAGUUUCCAAACACAAACAUCACACGAACAACUGUUAAGUAUUAAACUCAAAGUUCUUAACUAGACCAACAAGAGGUAGCUGACGCCAAUUUCGACGAUAGUUGUUCAUCAACUAUUUACUUAUUUUAAGUAAAAAAUAUGAAUAUGAAAAUAUGAACUAAUUUAUACUCAAUCACACUUCACUGAAACACAUGUACACAACUGAAGGAAACAUUUGCAGUAUUACUUCAAAAACUAGUUAAAUACUUGUUUACUGCUGUACAAAUGUAUUUGUUUAGUGUUAAAACCAAAACUCGCAGUUUAAAACUUAUUGCAGAAAAUUCAUUGCUUUACCUAGAUUUACGACAUUUGCGUUUGCAUAACCGGAACGGAUCACCGGCGACUGUUUUAUGUUACUGCUAUAAUAAUUUUUUACUUACAUUAAUUUUAGAUAUUAUUUGAAUUAUACAAACUGUAUUGCAGAAUUAUUCCAGACUUUUCAGUCCCCCAAUGCCAUAGAACUCGAUCUGUAUUACUCAUAUUAUUUUAUAACAAACCUAUAAUAUAUUUGUGUACUUUACUGUUGGUAAUACCCCAAAUAUUUUCAAUUGAAUUAAAAUCUGUAGGGCAAUGUUGGCAAAUUCAAAACCCCAUGAUCAGUUGUGUUACAUUUUCUGAGCAUUACAUUCACACAAAAAUAUGUAUGUAUGUUCUCAUGCCAAUUCGAAAAAUCAGAUUAACCUCAUUCAAUUGCUAAUGGAAAUUUCUAUUGUUUUGAAUGCAAAAAAAUGUAUAUGUACAUAAAAUAGUAUAUAAAUGAUGUACAUAUUCACUUCCUUAUUUCUUAACAAAGGCGAAUCCAACAAACAAUAUUUAAUUUUCCAAUAAACCAUAAUUACAAGCACUCGUACAUAUAUACUUACAAUGUAAUGCGGUCGCCUUGCCUCUGCAUGUCAUUGUUAAAUUCGUUUAACCUAUGGGGUGUCAGCGUGUGUUUUGGUGCCUAUCCGAGAGAUAACAGAGGCUGCUUUAUCACUUUGUGUAUAUACUUUUCAUUCAUUUUAAAUACUUGUGUGGGCGUUAUGCAAGUAUCCGUCUCGUGCAUAGCUGACAUUUUGUACAAAUUCAACUAUCAAUGUAAUGGAAGUGUGUGGCGUCUAAGAAAAAUUGAAAAUCGACAGGUUAUUUAUACAAAAACACAAAAAUACAACAGAAAAUAAAACAAAAUGGAACCGAAUUCGGAUGAUAAUCUCUUGGAGAUUAUGGAUUUGGCACGUACUUUGCGCCAGGAACAACUAUUCAUACAACAAGAACAAGCCGCCUUUGCGCAAUUCACAGAGUCACUAUCGGAGAACUCGGCAGCCAUAACAAAGUUGGCGUAUAUAUGCGCACAACAAAGACAGAAUCUUAAUGAUUUGAUCACGUCGCGUCCAGAGACGGGCCCCAGUAUUUGCUGUCGGCGUGCGAAGAACUAUGAAAAUGCUAAAUACAUUGAUGCCAAGAAAGUGCUGGACUAUGAGCAUGCCAUUUCCUAUGAAGAGCUGUUCAAUCACCUCUAUCGUUCACCUUAUCUGCUUGCACUUUCGCUGGCCACCGGCGAUCGCAUUGCUGAGAUAACACCACAGCACCUUAGCUGUGUAAUACACACCAUAUCGGCGGGGCUCUAUGGCAACGCCAUCAAUACGAAGGAUGUGGAAAUGAUAUUGAAGCUCUUAAGAGAGCUUAUUGAAAUACAAAUUGUGGUUAGUGAGAAUCCACGUAAUUUAUUACGUGCAAAUUCGUCGGCUUUUGCGCGUCUCUAUCAUCGUUUGAACGAGUCAAUGUUUUCGGCGAAAAUCUUUUUAACGGCAGCAUUAUUCGAACCAAUAAUGGGCGUAUUGAGUGAUGUUGAUAGUGUGUUGGAUGUGGAUCCAAGCAAAGUGGUGGAGAAUUUCAGCAGUAAAGAGCGCUUGAAAAGAUUUGGUGCUGAAAACUCGAAUAACUAUCAAGAGAACAUAAAUAAGUUCCACAAUGAUAUCAUAGCCAAGCUGCAUGUUAUGGCUAAAUCAUUCAUUGACAGCUUAACUUUCAAUUGGUCACUUUUUCCAUCCACACUCCGCUGGCUGGUACAAACCAUGUCACAUCAGCUAAAGCAAUCACAUUUCUCGGAUAAAAUCAUCAAUGAAAUAAUCACGGAUAUGGUUUUCACACAUUUCAUUUGCCCAGCAAUCGUUAGUCCGGACAUAAUGGGUAUCAUCGAUGCACCAAUACCGGAGCAGGUGCGCUUUAAUCUCAUACAAAUCGGACAAAUCAUACAAAUGCUCGCCUUGGCCAAACACGAUGAUGUUGAUGCGAAAUUCGCGCAAGUGCAUGCGAAAUUCGAAUCGAAUAUGGUUUCAAAUUUAAUCGAUUUAUUGCUGAUGAGUCAAUCCGGCGAAGAUGUGGUUGCCAUACUCUCGCAGCAAAGUGAUUUUGAUCGCUCCCAUUUGCUGAGUACACAAAGUGAGCUCGCUUAUUUUGUAGAGUUCUAUCGCAUACUCAUGGCUAAUGAUGACUUCGAGCCGCCAGCCGAAGAACGAAAGAAACUGCAGAAAAUACUCGCGCAUUUGCCGGAAUCCGCAGAGCACAGUCAGCGUGUGCAGUCGAAUGGCGGGGAGGUGGCCGGCGCAUUGCCGGUAAACGGUGAGACAAGUGGACUCAAAGAACGCUCCAAACAAGGUUUCAUGGGUCUCAGCAAAGUGACAAAGAACAAAAUUGCCAAAAGUAUGAGCUUUAGUACAAAUAGUAAUACAGGAAUCGAUGGCGCAGCAGCAUCAACCCAUUUGAAUGGGUUAACAAAUGGCGGUGGACACACGGGCAUAAGUCAAGCCCACGCACAUGAAAAUCAUAACGGUAAUAAUGGCAGCGCCGGCGCAUCAACCAAUGCAUCCGUCAGUUCGAAUAGUUCAUCGCCGAUACGCACGAUAAAUAUGAAUGAUGUACUCGAAAAUGAGCCAAUACUUGUCUUCAGCAUUUAUAACGGUGAUGAGCAUAAAUUGCAACCGCUCACUGAAGAGGAAGUGCUGAAGAUGAACUGCAUUGGCCAGGAUAUAUCUAAUGGCGAGGCGCUACUCGUCGAUACGGGCAGCGUAAAUUUGGACAACACUAUUGACAAAUCAUCCUCAGUGGCCAAUGGUUUCGAUGGCAUGGACAACAUGAGCGAUGUAUUGCGUCCGUUGCAUUCGAAAACCACACGUUUCUCACUGUCGCACGACGACGCGUCGAUCGGCAAUUCGGACAAUCUGGAAGCGGUUAGCGAGGCGCCGUCCAACCACUCUGUCACUAGCUCACUUGAGUUGGAGGAGGAAAACGAUCAAAAUGAUAAUCUAUCCGAUAUGGUAUCGGCGAAUGUAUCAGGACGCGGUUCGCCCAAUAUAAGCGGUCGCGACACACCCUCUUCACAAGUGACCGAUGGUGAAUCGGUGCAUAAUGCUCUACCCACACCGCAAAUGCAGAAGCUAAUAUCGAAAGCGCGUUCCGAUAUUGAGGAUAAAUUUUGUAAAUUCGAAAUAAAGAAAUUCGAAGGCGACGAAACUGUUUCGAUCAUAUCGGACACCUGGUCCACCGAUGUGUUAGCGAGCGAUUCGGAAACUGUAGACGCGAGCGAACGUGACCGUGAUCGCAAUUUCUCUACACCACUCAUACCAUCAGCUGUCGUCUUGCCGGGAGACAAUAAUUUUGAUGUGCUAACUGGUGCGGGCGUCAUGCGUCCCUUUUUAGAUGUAUCCGAUCAACGCUCCGAGUCUAAUUGGAGCACCGAUGUGCUGGCCAGCGAUUCGGAAAAGUUUGCCGAAGUAGAUACGGAUGAUAAUUUGAGCAUCACCGCCAAAUCGGACAUAACCGAUUCGGGCGCACGUUCGGAACAGGAGCGUGAUCAGUUGGCAGCUGCGAUAUCUGCUGCGCACACACGACGCGUACCGAAUUCACCUUAUUAUACAGCGCGCAACGGUAGGACAUUUCGUGCUGCGACCGCAGCUAAUUACAAUGCGCCUGCAGGUGGCAACAGUGGUAGCGCUGCGCUUAAUGGCGCUGGAAAGGUGGUACGUGCGGCGAUUGUCAAUGCAGGCAGCGAAGACGGUGGUGUUGUCACGGCCGAUGGCAGCCAUGGCAGUGGCAGCAGCGAUCAUUCUCAAGAUGAUUCAGCAUUUUAUGAUGCGGCGAAUUUGUACGAUGAAGCCGCGGCCUCUGUGAAGACCGAACAAGAUGCUACAGCGCACUACGCCGGAUUUUCCUCAUUAGCACGCAGCUCGGUGCGCACGACCAAUCAGUAUAGCGGUGAAAAUAACUUUCAGCAAGAAUAUAAAAGUAGUAGUGGCACUUCCGAUGGCAAAGAAACGUUUUUGGGCGCGCCACGCAUGCGCCGACAAACCUCAGCCGAGAGCAGUAUCUCAAAUCAAAGUGUAACAUUUGAAGAUGCGUCUGGUAAUGCGGGUGUGAUUGCCAGCAAACCACCGAAGUCGCAUCAUAAGGGUGGUGUGAAAAAGAAGAAGCAACACAACAACAGCACGUCGAGUCACAAAGAUUUAAUAGAUUUCAGCGAUUUCGGUGAAGAGGAAAAACCACCAAUAUCUGUAAGAGCAGCUAUACACGACACGCUGACCGCUCCAACGCCAUCGUCGCUCAUUGAUUUGUUCGUCGAUGAAAACGUCGAGCAUCGGCACACAUCAAAUGAGGCGCGCAAUGCCAGUUUCGAUGGACGUCGUAACGGUAUAAUGGCAAUGAAGGGCAACGGACAUACCGAGUCGCCGGGCAGUCAUGCGUCGGUGCCGGUAUUGCGUCGCCAUCAGAGUCUCAAUUACGAAAAUCAUGAGCUCAUGAUCAGCAAUGUGGUAAAUUCCACGAAACGUGUAACAAUGAUACCGAAUUUGUCACAAACGGACGACGCCAAAAGUCAACAGCAACAACAGAUUAUGUUACUUUGCGCGAAAACCGAGAAAUUGCAGCUGAACGAUACCGAUAACGGCACGAGUGAAAGCGCCACGUUGUCCACAUCGCGUACCACACUCUCGAACAACACGUCUGGCAUUGGCACCGCCAGUGCAACGACUUCUAGUUUAAGUAUUGCCACUACCAGCAUGAACAGUUGCCAAAAACCGACCAAAUCGACCGGUGCCAUACCGAAAAGCAUCAGUUUCGACGCAUCGGCCGACAAGAAUACGAAUAGCCAUAAUGAUGGUGCCGCGGGCGCAACCACCAGUGCCGGCGCAGGUGCGCGCCAUUUACCCACACAUCGCAAUGCGCGUGUACUAUACCCUAAUUUGGGUGGACAUAUCUCGACUAGUGCCAAUAGCAAUUCCGGUAUAUUCAACAAGUUGAAGCAAGGUAUUUUCAAGCACAGACGCGGCAACAAAUCACAUUCACGCCACUCGACGCAUCUACAUAACGGUGUUGAGAGUGUGGAUGCUGGCGCUGCGAGUGGUGAGUACGCUACGACACACACCACCAGCAGUCGCAGCGUUUCGUUCAGCGCCAACACCUCGGAAAUGUCGCUCGAAAUUAUUGGCAUCGGCAGUGGUUCGGCUAGUGCGCGCAACACAUCUACAGGCGGUGCUGACAAUGUUGGUGCCACCGGCGGCAUGGCAUCGAGCUAUAGCGAUAUCAAUGAGGAUAUUCUGGCCAAGUAUCGUCGUAAGGUGAGCAGCUCGAGCGAAGCAACCAACUCCGACUCAAUGGGCAACUGUUUGGUGGGCUUGGCUGCCGGUGCGGCUGCUCAUGAACGCAAACUUUCCGAUACAGAGGCGAAAUCACCAACUACUUUGUUGCACGAUAAAACGCUUGCUUUUAAUGUGAUCAAGAAGAAAAUACGUACCGUGCUGUCUAAGACUGAUUUACACACUGGCGAUUUUCGCCAUACUACAUACACCAAUGCCUCACCUUUGCUCACAUAUCUGCAAAUCCAGUUGGCGCAAGCGCUGAAUCUGCAAAAUUUCCAACAAAUAUCCUACGUUUCCGAAGCCAUUCGUUGCAUUUCCACACUCGAACGCAGCCAGCACACCCAGCUACUCGAGGAAUUGCAGCAGGACAUACAAAAGCGUCAAAAUUACUUACAGUAUUUAAUGCGUUAUCGGCAAAACCAACUGCUCAUGAUGGAGAAUAUCGAACAGUUCGAGACGCGCCUGCGCAGCGAAAGUGCCACUUGCAAUCGUUACUUAAUGGCCGUUUGUGUGCGCCUAUUUUUUGAGAAACGCCAAGCGAAGUUGGCUGAGUUCCAAGAGGAGUUUGCACGCCUCACAGUCUCGGAUGACAAAAUCGAGUUGAUUGAGGAAUUCGUUGAUGGGCUGAUGGAGGAGUUGCUUGCACCGGCCGGCAUAUUGCAUGGCAUGCCCGAGUGGCAGGCACAGGAGGCACGCCAAUCCAUCGAACGCAUACUGCUUACGCGUCUCUACCAGCAAGUGAUGUUCCCCAAUGAAGAUGCGGACUUGUCGCGUGACACUGUACUUUCGGAGCACAUAAGAAAGCUGCAGCGUGUGAUUAGUCCUUCACAUCCGGCACUUUGCAUUCCACAAGCAUAUCUCUCCGAGGCUCCUUGGUCCUUUUCACAGCAGCAGCUCUCCUAUAUAUCGGCGUAUAAAACACCGCGUGAAAAAUUGCUGUGUGUUAUUAGGUGCAUUUCGAGUAUUAUGAGUUUGUUGCACAUGUCGAGUGGCCGUGUGCCAGCUGCUGAUGAUAUUUUGCCCGUUCUAAUUUACGUGGUGAUUAUGACAAAUCCACCCUUCCUGCUGUCAACAGUUGAAUAUAUUACUUGCUUUAUUGGCGAGAAGCUGGAAGGUGAAGAACAGUUCCAUUGGACGCUCUUCUGUUCCGUGGUGAAAUUUAUCAAAACAAUGGACUACUUGGAUUGAGCGUACACUUCCAUAUAACAAGGUUUCUGUUACACUUUUGUUGAUGAAGCAACGUGCUUUUUUGUUUUAAUUAUAAGCUCUAUUCCAAAUUGUUUAUUAUUUUUAUUGUGAAUGUAUUGUCUCAAUUAGUCGACUGGUCGAAAUGAAGAGCAUCCUUAAAGCAAUAUUAAUGUAAUCUAUAUAUAUGCAUAUACAUACAUACAUAUACAUACGAGUAUAUGUAACGAGUUGAUAAUUGUUGAACUGUUAAGUUUUUUCUUCUGUUAUUUAUGCACUAUACAAAUGCGAUUAGUUUGUAACUGUUUAAUUGGAUUUAAGUACACAUUAUAUCGAAAAGAAAUGUAAAUUUGCAUGUUUUAAGUUUAGCUCCUGAGUUGAGUUGUAUAUUUGUUUAACGAAAGCGUGAGUUUGGACAUCUACGAACUUGUCCAUGAAGAUUCUGGCGAUGUGUGCAUAAGUGUAUAGCUUACGUUGUAAUUAUUGUAUGUAUUUUGUUAUAAUAAAUUAAAAUAUAUAAAUAAAGGCUUAUUGUAUACAUACGUACAUAUAAAAACUAUAUAUAUAUAUAUACAUACAUAUAUAAUGUAAACUAUUUUUUGAUAUUUAUUAAGCAAACAUAAAUAUACAUAGUAUACUUUACCUAUAUACACCAUAUGUAUUAGCAAUCAACAGCAUUCAUUAGUAUACUCUUUAUAAUGUAAACAAAAAACUUGAACUUGAAUAGCAAAACAAAAACAGGGUGACAGUAAAUGUAGUACACGCAUACAUACCUACAUAGAGUUGAGCAUUUUAAUUACAUAUUUUCUUAAUUACAUAAUCAUGAAUUAAAUUAAAAAUUACAUAUUUAGUAGUACAAUAUUCAAAGAUAUUAAUAAAACUGAUACAUAUGUAUAUGGUGAA